AUGAAGCCGAGAGGGAGAGGUAGAACUUGGAAAGUGGUAUCAUGCACUACGCAAGAAACCCCUCAUCCUCAACAUCAUGCCAAUCCUAUAUCUGCUAGUAAUAUAUCGAGGGGCCGGCUGUUUGUGUUCUCCAUCCGCCCCUCCUCUCCUGCUUGCUCUUUGCGUCUCGACACAACUCGUAGUCGCAGCAUCAGCUCAACGUUCUUGAUCUCAACUUUGACCUCAACGACUCAACAGUUGGUUGCUACCGCAACAAAGCACAAAGCUGAAAGGAUUGGGCCCCGGAGAAAGAGAAAAAAGCAAAGAUAUCAUCACUCUUGUUCCGUGUUCGGACAGUUCCUACCUUCAGUCCGUAGAUUAUCCGAUUGA
This is a messenger RNA of Morchella sextelata, 369 nucleotides long. RefSeq lists its product as uncharacterized. The record is from RefSeq and is a predicted model, not a curated record. The transcript has 4 exons. Bases 1 to 369 code for a protein of 122 amino acids. Lineage: Eukaryota; Fungi; Ascomycota; Pezizomycetes; Pezizales; Morchellaceae.